Molecule: messenger RNA, 909 nt
Organism: Colletotrichum phormii
Lineage: Eukaryota; Fungi; Ascomycota; Sordariomycetes; Glomerellales; Glomerellaceae
Product: ADP-ribosylation factor family protein
Exons: 5
Coding region: 100-669 (189 amino acids)
Biological process (GO): endoplasmic reticulum to Golgi vesicle-mediated transport; intracellular protein transport; vesicle organization
Cellular component (GO): endoplasmic reticulum exit site; COPII vesicle coat
Molecular function (GO): GTP binding; GTPase activity
Source: RefSeq, a predicted model, not a curated record
CGAACAACGAAACCUCCCCGACCUCAACCUACAGACUCCACCGUCAUCCACGAACCACCCUCACAAUACAGACAAUAAUCUCGCCCCUUCGUCGCCAAGAUGUGGAUUGUUGAUUGGUUCUACAACGUCCUCUCAAGCCUCGGCUUGCUCAACAAGCAUGCCAAGCUUCUCUUCCUCGGCCUCGACAAUGCCGGAAAGACCACCCUGCUGCACAUGCUGAAGAACGACCGUGUCGCUAUCCUUCAGCCCACUCUUCACCCUACUUCCGAGGAGCUCGCCAUCGGCAACGUGCGCUUCACCACCUUCGAUCUCGGCGGUCACCAGCAGGCCCGCCGCCUGUGGAAGGACUACUUCCCCGAAGUCAACGGCAUCGUCUUCCUCGUCGACGCCAAGGACCACGAGCGAUUCCCCGAGGCCAAGGCCGAGCUCGACGCCCUCCUGUCCAUGGAGGAGCUGGCCAAGGUGCCCUUUGUCAUCCUCGGCAACAAGAUUGACCACCCCGACGCCAUCUCGGAGGAGGAGCUCCGUCACCAGCUCGGCAUGUACCAGACCACCGGCAAGGGCAAGGUGCCUUUGGAGGGAAUUCGACCCAUCGAGGUCUUCAUGUGCUCCGUUGUCCUCAGACAAGGAUACGGUGACGGUAUCCGGUGGCUCUCGCAGUACGUCUAAGCAUGGACCGACAGCUCUGGGAGGAGCUUGCGGGAGGUGUUUACGGCGGAAACGGAGUAGUACAUGGACGAUUUGGCAAGAAUGGCAAUAGGGAACGUCUACGCGGGAACGAAAUUCAUGGUGCCACGUCUACGAAAGCUCCGGUCAAGUGCUCCGAGGGGAGGGGUUUAAACAGAACAGAGCCCUCCUUUUGGCGUUUGCGAACCUGAUAUCCUUGGGGAACAACGGUUUAGAAGAGCU